UCCUCGCGGUCGAACGCGGUUUCGGGAAGCUUAACAGUUACCCCACAGACUCUUGGACUCUGGAAGGAUUAAUGAAAGUUGGUGACUGACAUUGGCUGGUGGAAAAUUGAAGUGUCUGCUCUUUAAUCUUUUUUUGCCUCUUGAAGAAAGGAGGAGUUUUCCCGGCAGGCAAGAAUGAUGACAAGGUAAUGUGCACAUAAUGAGUUUUAGCCCGCGGGAAGAUUAUGGGGAAUUCAAUUAUAAACAAUUAAGUGAAAAAGUGGUACGUUUUGUUCGCGUAUUUCUUUGUCGUCGGCAUUAAACAAAUAUAGUUACGUUAGAAGUGCAUUUUUGACCCUUUCAACAUUUACUAAGUUGUGGUAUAGGAGAAAAAAAGUCUUCGACCCGUCGGUCACGUGCGGUUUGAAAGGGGAAUGUUACCCAAAAGUUCAAGAGUUGGUUUAUUUUGACUCCCACCACGAUGUAAGCAAAACCGAAAGCCCGAAACUCAGGUAUUUUACUGCAACCCUUGCUACCGUUGGAUAGAAACGAAUUUAAUCGAAAGAUAAAUUAAUUUAACGGGCAACAGGAAGGAUCAAAGUGCAGAUACGAAACGGUAAUCGGCUAAGAGAUCCUGCUGAACAUCGGCUAAUCGGUUUUACUGGCCUACGACGGAACAACAAUGGAUGCGAGAGUGAAAAUUGUUCCACAAGCUGCCUCAACGAACCAAAACCCCACUUCCGGUUAGAGACAAACAGAUGAAAUGAUCAAAAGUACUGCCAGCAACGACAACUGUCCCUGAACGAGUGGGUCCCACUAGUGAACAGAGAGUGAGAGAAAGAGGAAGCAAAAAGUCCUUCUUUGUGCGCUACUUUUUUUGGUGGGCUGCCAGGAAAACCACCAACCGGCAAAGCCAGACAACCGGAAACAAACGUGUUUUUCAACACUUCUCGCCGCCUGGUGACGACCGAACGACGACGACGAGGGAUAACCGGGAUAGUAGGUAUACUGACUCGGUACAACACCGACCGGCAAUCACAUCCAGCAAUUUAGCAGAAAUCCCAUUAUUGGAUAAAGAUAAAUUCGCCUCAUCAGCAUCAAUUACGUUUCCCCUCUCGCGGCUUUGUGACGUUCUUGACCGCGAACCAUCAGAACCCUGACCGCCAGCGGCUGCCGCCGCCGCCACAGCCUCCAACGACGACGCUGCUGAUAAAGUUAAUCAGAAAAAAGUGCAAAAUUUCUCUCACGCUGGAAGGGAAAGACACUGCACCAUAGUGCACACUAGUGGGCAUGGCAGCAUUGGCACCAGCACCAUCACCACCACCUCCACUAUCGUUCAGAAUGGCCACGCCGAUGACGAGCGGCUUAAUGAAAGCAAAUUUAUUCAUUGCCAUCAACCGAAUCAUCUUCAGUUCCUUCAGCAGUGCCGUGUUCGGAAUAGGGACAUCCUUUCUCUGGGCUUCUGCGCCGCCGGCCGGAUCCGGGGGCUCCAGCUUCAUCGUGGUGGACUGUGCCAUUCGGCUGACGCAGCGUAACAAUCACGGGAACAUUUCCGAGCUGUUGGAUAACUUACUACGGGGAUAUGAUAAUAGCAUACGACCGGAUUUUGGCGGACCACCAGCUGUAAUCGAAGUUGACAUCAUGGUGCGAAGUAUGGGACCGAUUUCGGAAGUUGACAUGACUUACUCAAUGGACUGCUACUUCCGGCAGUCCUGGGUCGAUCGACGGUUGGAGUUCAGCGGUACACAGGAUACGCUUGCACUAAGUAUUUCGAUGCUGGGUCGAAUCUGGAAACCGGAUACGUACUUCUACAACGGUAAACAGAGCUACUUGCAUACCAUUACCACGCCGAACAAGUUCGUACGAUUACACCAGGACGGUCGGGUGCUCUAUUCUAGUCGGCUAACGAUCAAAGCGGGCUGUCCCAUGAAUCUGGAGGAUUUUCCUAUGGAUAUUCAGCGGUGUCCGCUUAAGUUUGGAUCCUUUGGCUACUCCUCGCAUGACGUGCUGUACCGAUGGAAUAGUGACCGUUCGGCAGUGGCCAUCGCGGAAGACAUGAAGCUUUCCCAGUUCGAUCUGGUGGACUGUCCGGCGGGAAACGUGACGGACCGGGUUGUUCACAGUACUGCCUCGAUGGGAGCGGCUGUGCUGAGCAACGUGGAUGAUGUUGAUGGGUUGGAUCCUAACGCGAAGCUCUAUGUUUCGGAAUAUUCAAUGCUGUUAGUGAGCUUCCAUCUUCAGCGUCACAUGGGAAACUUUUUGAUACAGGUAUACGGUCCGUGUGUGCUGCUGGUCGUCCUCUCGUGGGUUUCGUUCUGGCUAAACCGUGAAGCAACGGCGGAUCGUGUUUCUCUGGGCAUUACAACCGUACUCACGAUGACCUUUCUGGGGCUGGAAGCUCGCACCGAUCUGCCGAAGGUUCCCUAUCCCACUGCGCUGGACUUUUUUGUGUUUCUAUCGUUUGCGUUCAUUUUCGCGACCAUCCUUCAGUUCGCGGUGGUGCACUAUUUCACCAAGUAUGGCUCCGGGGAGUGCUACUUUAACACCGAGGAACAAACCUCCAGUUCGGACGACGAAAGCGACCUGGAUUGCGACAACAUACAUCUGCAUUCAAUCAAAAUUUCCACCGGCUCGUCGAAGCACUGUUCCACGGUAACUUCGAUCAGUGGAAGCGGAAGGGCCGAUUCCAAUCUAAUAGAAGUGAUUCCACUAUCGAUGUGUUCGAUCCCGAUAACUCCCAUUCGAAAAUCGUCCAAAACGUCCUGGGCAGAUUUGUCCUGUUUUGGCGGCAAGGAUCAGGAUUCCCCAAAUUUUGCAAGCUCCUCGCUUUCUACACCGACGGCGACCAUCAAACGUAAUUCCAUGCAGCUGAGCGGUGGUGUUUGCGGCGGUGCCAACGGUGCACAACCCAUCCAUCAUCGCCGACGGAAACGGAGGAAACGUACGCCACGUUUCAACUCGGUGUCGAAAAUUGAUAGAGCUUCACGAAUAUUUUUCCCAUUAUUGUUCCUAGCGAUAAACCUGUUCUACUGGUACUUGUAUCUUUCGCGAAGCGCACGAUUGCUGAAGCAGCAAAAGUUGUAAUAGGGAGGGUUAAGAUGUGUUCAUUAUCUUGAAACAAAAAUGCAGUUCCAGUUUAUGCCAAAUAGCUGGUACAAUCGGUGACAUGUAUACGAGAAAAUUGAAAAUUAGAGCCAAAUAUUACGCGAAAAUAAGCUAUAAUGAAUGUUACUAAUUUAGACACAGAGCUUUAGGCAACUAGAAACACUAUAGACAAUUAUCGUGAGCUGCUAGCUGCAGCUGCUGGCGGUAGCAAAAACAGGCUAGUGUAGAUUUCAGUGGGACCAUAAACGCUUAUUUAUUGAUAAUGGUGGUGGUGAUCAAAUCAAAUGGCGCGGAGAUGACCGCUUAUUUAUUGAUAAUGAAGGAGGUGAUCGAAUCGAAACAAGAGCCGAGAAUGCUAAGAUAUUUUAAAUACGACUUUGGAACCCCACUGCGAGAAUUCGAAUAACCACCCACACAAAUACAAAUUAAUGAUAUUAGACAAGUAGUACGUUUCGAAAUA
Messenger RNA from Topomyia yanbarensis, 3544 nucleotides. Its product is annotated as gamma-aminobutyric acid receptor alpha-like. Gene Ontology annotation, biological process: nervous system process; regulation of membrane potential; monoatomic ion transmembrane transport. Bases 1270 to 3063 code for a protein of 597 amino acids. NCBI's taxonomy places the organism in Eukaryota, Metazoa, Arthropoda, Insecta, Diptera, Culicidae. The record is from RefSeq and is a predicted model, not a curated record. The transcript is spliced from 10 exons. Gene Ontology annotation, cellular component: synapse; neuron projection; membrane. Gene Ontology annotation, molecular function: GABA-A receptor activity; neurotransmitter receptor activity; extracellular ligand-gated monoatomic ion channel activity.